CUGAGCGCUGUCCCCCACCAGCUCUGGGCCUGGUGGGACAGUGGGGACCCUGAGAACAGGCCCCCCAGGGUGGAAGCUGAGAGUCUCCCAGGUGCUCAGGGCAGGAGGGCCAUUCAGGCAGAGGGUAUGGAUCCCUGGGCAACCGUGGCUCAUGCCUCCUGUGCGCAGGUAUGGGCGCCGAGGAGACCAUCCUCAGCGCAUUCAAGAUGCUGGACCCCGACGGCAAAGGCAGCAUUAACAAGGACGAGGGAGUCAUCAGGAGGCUGCUGAUGUCCCAGGCUGACAGGAUGACUGCUGACGAGGUAGACCAGAUGUUCCAGUUCUCAACCAUCGACACUGCUGGCAACCUGGACCGUAAGGCACUGAGCUAUGUGCUCACUCAUGGGGAGGAGAGGGAGUGA
Molecule: messenger RNA, 401 nt
Organism: Vicugna pacos (alpaca)
Lineage: Eukaryota; Metazoa; Chordata; Mammalia; Artiodactyla; Camelidae
Gene: MYL5
Product: myosin light chain 5
Molecular function (GO): calcium ion binding
Source: RefSeq, a predicted model, not a curated record